AUGAAUAACAAUGGAAUUUGGCUAAACAGAGUUGUGUUCCCCAAGAUCAAAGAUAAAGAAAUAAGCAUUAAAUUUGUUUACAUUAAAUGUUGCUAAUAGAAUACAUACAUGAUUGAUAUCAAUCAAAAUUUAUGGGGUUUUGGAGAAUCAUUAUAUGGACAAUUAGCGGAAAGGGUUUCAUCUAUUAAAACGCCAAUCAAUUUAUCAAAAUUAAUGAAUGUUUAGUUUUUAAAAAUAGGUGGAGGCAUUGAUUUUGUUAUUGCUUAUACGACUACAAAGUAGUUAUAUAUUUGGGGAAAUAUUCCAGGUUUGAAAUUUACUUAAUUAUUGAAAACAGAGAAGAUUUCAUAUUCAAAGGACUUCUAAGGAAAAUCUUUCGAGAUCAAAGGAUUAAAUAUAACAAGAUAUUUCAAUUAACAAGUAAUUAUUGAUGAAAAAAGCAACCCUCCAUCUUUGCAUUCGACAAGAAGGAAUUCUAAACUAAAUGUUAAAUACAUUGUUGAUAUCCAAGAUUAUUCCACAUAUAACAACGCUCUUUAUAUUCUUACAAAAAAUCUAGUGCUGCAUUCAUUUGGAAAAUAAUUAGAAACCUAAAUUCAAUUCUGUGGAAUAUCAUGUGGUCCAUUUCACACUUUAGCUUGGGAAGAAAAUGGAAAUGUGUGGAGUUGGGGUGAAUUUUAAGAUGGAAAGCUUGGAUACAUGAGAUUCGAUGUAUCUGAGUAGAAAGAACCUAAAUUAAUCAUUGAUUUUAAAGCAAAGGCAAUUUAAUGUGUUUGUGGAGCCAAUUACAGCAUAGCACUUGAUGUUAAAGGUGAUGUAUAUACUUGGGGCAAAGGCCCUUUUAAGAUGGAUCUAUCAAAGGCUACUAUGCCAAGUAAAAUAAUAAAGAAAAAAAGUCCAUUUAUUAAAGUGGCUGCAGGUCUUGAUCAUUUUGGAGCUUUAAAUAGUUCUGGUCAACUUUAUGUUUGGGGAAGCAAUAAAAAGGACAGUAUUUUCAAUUUCCCUGAAGAAGUUUACCCUCCUGUUCCAUUAGAAAUCUAAUUAAAAAUUAUUGAUUUCGACAUGGGCCCUUACAACACUGGAUUAAUUAUAUAAGGAGAAAAUAGGGUUAAUUUGCCAUUAUUGAAUUUUGAACAUUUCAAAACUGAAUAGUAUAAAGUGAUUUCAGAAGAGGCUUCACUCAUUCAAACCUAUGUGAAUAAGAAGAAUGCUAUAGAGUAUGAGAAGAAAAAAAGCGAAGCCACAUCACCAAUUAUUCAAAGGUAGGAACCAUUAGAUUUAAAUAAAUUAAUUCGUAAAAAUAAAUCCCUUAAGGGGAGUUCAUCAUCGAUAUUUCAUAGUUCAACAUCUAUAAAUUAAAAAUUAAACAGUUAAAUUAAAUUUCCUAUUUUAUUUGAUGGUGUACAUGCGGAAAUGUAAAAAAUGGAAUAAGAAAGCCAAUUGUAUAUACCAAUUCAAUAUUCAAAUACUGAUAGAGUGGCUAAGAAUCCAUCGCAAGAAUUUAUUGAGUUAGAUUGUGUAAUAUAAACUGAUAACGAUUAAUUGAAAUACGAAUAUAUACAAUUGGCAAAGGAGAAAGACGAGGAAGGGCUUUUGUUAUCGAUAUUGAAUUAAGCUGAGGAGAAGAAAUAAGAUUUGCAUUUGAAAAUGCCAGAGAGGGUGCAAAUUAAUUAAUUUAGAAACAAAUUCAAAAUUACGAAACCUGUUUAUCACGAUAAAUAUGAUCAAUUUGAUAGAAGCAUUAUUUAAGCUACAAAAGAAUAGAUAUAGUUACUUCAUUAGGAAAGAGCCUAGAAAGUCUUAUAGAAAAAAAGAUAAAGGGAGUAAGAAUUUGAAAGGAUAAGUUAGAUCAGUUUACAAUCAAUCAAGCCAAUUUUAAAUAAAGAAUAAAUAUUGGAAUCCAUAAAAACAAAAGCAUAGGAAAAUCAAUAAAAAGCAAAACUAGUAACUCUUAAAAAAGAAGAAAUUCAAGUAGAAAGAGCCAAUUAUUUUACCUAAGUUGUUUAUGAAAAGUCAUAAGAAUUUAAAUAGAAACAAAAAUAGUUGUAACUAGAAAAGCAAUAUAGAUAAAAUUUAUUCAAAGAAUUAUUAACUUUUCUGAAUAUUUAAAAUAUUGGAUAAAUAUUUUUGUAAACUAGUCGCAAUGUUAUAGAUCAUAGGAGGAGUGAAUUGUUACAAAAUAUUUCCGCUAAGAAAAUAUAACAUUACUUUAGAAAAAAGUACAUUCUUGUUAAAAUUAUGAAUUAAUUAAAUGCAACUGCCAGAAAGAUUCUUACGGCUUUCAUUGUCAGAUAUAAAAUUAAACUCAGAAUAAAAAGAAAAUAAUAAAGAAUUAGAAAACUUCAUAUAUUUCAGCUUAGACAUUAAGUUAGACUUAAGGUGAUCAUAGGACUUGCAAGUGUAAAAAAGGCUGCAAUAGUUACAUAGCAAUUUUGUGCUUGGUUUAAUAACAGUAUUUCAAUUCAAUUGAGUGUUCUUAAUUAUUAUUGGGAUGAGCAUUUACUAAAAUAGUUUAAAUGUGUCAACCUAAAUUAAGAUAAGGAGGAAUUAAAAGCUUGCCAAUCAAACUUUACUAAAUAUAUUUAAGAUGAGUUUUCAUAUUUAACUAAUCAAUUGCUAAAUCAGGAUUAAAUUUCAAAAUUAUUAAAAUUCCCAAAACACAUUCUACUUCAUGGUCGUAUGCUGCGAGAUUAUGUUAGUAAAUAAAUUGCAAUAAAGUAAGAAAAUGAAAGAAAAUAAAAAAAAUAAUUUAAACAAUCAAACUAGGUUUUACUACCUUAUACUAGAUAUAUUGAAAAAAUAUAAUUGCCUAAUUAAUACAGGAUUAAGUUAAACUUCUCAUAAAUUUAAUAGCUCAAUCUAAUGGAAGAAUUAACUUUGUUGGAAUGCAAAUUGAAAAAAGAUGUUCUAUUUUCGCAUUUAUUAAAAGAGAGAAGAAAGUAUGUUUUACAAAUGUAAAAGUUCUUUUCUGAUUUAUUAGAAUUUAAAGAGAAGAAUAAGGCUCUCAUUGGAUCUGCAAGAAUCAAGACAUUUUCUAAAUUGACACCUUAGGAAAUUUAAUUUUUGAAAGAACUAGACUAAAUCGAAAAACAAAUAUAUCUAUAAAGAUAAUUAAAUGCAAGAUAAAAAUGUAAAUUGACAUCUAACAUAGAAAAAACUUCAAAAUUUGUUCUAAAAUAUAAACAAGGUUAGAUUCAACAAAUUAAUUAACUUAAUGAAGAUUAAUAUCCUUAUCCAGGAUUAACAUUUAAAGUAGUUGAACAAUUGAUGAGAUCAUCAAGACCAAUCUUUGACAUUAAUUUAGAUGUGGAAUAAUGGAAUGAUUUAUUUUAGGAGUAUUUCAAUGAAUUUAGAGCAAGAUCAGAAAAAAUCAUUAGUUCAGCCAUAAGAAUAACUACUCUGAAAAUUAAAUAGGAAAGUCCUCAUAAAAAGAGAUCAUAAAUUACUUGA
This is a messenger RNA of Paramecium tetraurelia, 3450 nucleotides long. RefSeq lists its product as uncharacterized. The transcript is spliced from 4 exons. Gene Ontology annotation, cellular component: cytoplasm. Gene Ontology annotation, molecular function: guanyl-nucleotide exchange factor activity. The record is from RefSeq and is a predicted model, not a curated record. NCBI's taxonomy places the organism in Eukaryota, Ciliophora, Oligohymenophorea, Peniculida, Parameciidae.